UCAGUGCUCUCUUCCGCCUUGAGUGCCCCGCUCAUCAACGGUCUGGGUGAGGCCCCAGGUCCUAAAGAAGACCUCGCUCGACUGCCUCGGGGCCCACCGCAGCCCCUAAACCAGCCCGGAGCAGUCUGAUAGUGCCCAGGGAAUGGUUUCCAAGGUAACAGCAAAUGGGGCGGGGCUUGGAACGGAGGACAGGGAGAAGAGGCGGCGACGCGGAGGGGAGGCGGGAUCAGGGGUGCUGGGAGGGCGUGCGCGGCAAGGGGCACAUGCAGGGCCCCCGCGCGCCACUGCUCCUUAGCGCGGGGGAACUGGGGCCUGGGCGCCGGGGCUCGGCCUCCUGGUAUUGCCAGGAGGGCGGCUCAGUGUGCCACUGGCUGUGGAAGUCGCAGCCUCCCAAGCCACGCACCAGUUUACCCUCUGCACGCCGCUCCGAUUUCCGUCUGCCGGGGAGGCCGCCUUGGCCUGGCCCCGCCUCCGCCCAGCCCGAGGAGGGUCGCGCAGGCGGCAGAAGCGAGGCGGGCAGCCCCGCCCCUGCGCGGCGCCUUGGCCGCGCCUUCAGGACACCCUGCACCCAAGCUCAGGGUGACGUGGAUCCCCGCCCCCUCGACUCCCCGCACACACUGGUCCUGGAUGACCCCUCGCCGCAGGAUGGUUCCCCGGUCCUCUGGCGACGAUUCUCCAAGGCGUCUCACAUGAACCGGCUCCAAAAUGCCAAAAUCCACGUGGAGAGAGCUGUCAAGCAGAAGAAGAUCUUUACCAUCCAAGGCCGCUACCCGGUGAUCCGGUGUCUCUUGCGCCGGAGGGGCUGGGUGGAGAAGAAGAUGGUUCAUUGCUCAGGCUCCACCCUGCUGCCACUCCAGAAGGAUCCGGAUAGCUCAGUGAUGGGUGACAGUGACACCACUGAGGAUGAGGAUGAAGAUGAGGAUGAGGAGUUCCAGCCACCACAGCUGUUCAACUUCGAUGAUUUACUGAAAUUUGAUGACCUAGAUGGAACACAUUCUCUGAUGUCUCGCAUGGUUCGGAAUGAGACCCCCUACUUCAUCUGGACCACUCGGCGGGAUGUGCUUGACUAUCGCUUCCUCUCUAAGGAUCAGAUGAUAAACCACUAUGCCCGGGCUGGCUCCUUUACCACAAAGGUGGGUCUAUGUCUCAAUCUCCGGAAUUUGCCAUGGUUUGAUGAGGCUGAUGCCGACUCCUUCUUCCCACGCUGCUACCGCCUGGGGGCUGAGGAUGACAAAAAAGCCUUCAUAGAAGACUUCUGGCUGACAGCUGCCCGCAACGUUCUCAAGCUGGUGGUAAAGUCUGAGUGGAAGUCAUACCCUAUACAGGCAGAAGAGGAAGAAGCCACAGGAGACAAGCAACCCAAGAAACGGGAGAAAAACCAAGUGUCGGUGUCUCCAGAGUUUGUGGAUGAAGCUCUGUGUGCGUGCAAGGAGUACCUUAGCAACCUGGCCCACAUGGACAUCGACAAGGACCUGGAGGCCCCACUGUACCUCAGCCCCAAGGACUGGUCCCUCUUCCUCCAGCACUACUACCAAGUGGUCCACGAAGGGGCAGAACUCAGGCACCAUGACACUCAGGUCCAGCACUGUGAGGACAUCCUGCAGCAGCUGCGGGCUGUGGUACCCCAGAUAAACAUGGAAGGGGAUCGCAACAUCUGGAUCGUGAAACCAGGAGCCAAGUCUCGCGGACGAGGCAUCAUGUGCAUGGACCACCUGGAGGAGAUGCUGAAGCUGGUGAACGGCAACCCCAUGAUGAUGAAGGACAGCAAAUGGGUGGUACAAAAGUAUAUUGAGCGGCCCCUGCUCAUCUUUGGCACCAAGUUUGACCUGAGACAGUGGUUCCUGGUAACUGACUGGAACCCACUUACCGUGUGGUUCUACCGUGACAGCUAUCUCCGCUUUUCCACGCAGCCGUUCUCCCUGAAGAACCUGGACAACUCAGUGCACCUGUGCAACAACUCCAUCCAGAAGCACCUGGAGAAUUCAUGCCAUCGGCAUCCACUGCUGCCUCCAGACAACAUGUGGUCCAGCCAGAGGUUCCAGGCUCACCUGCAGGAGAUGGGGGCCCCAAAUGCUUGGUCCACCAUCAUCGUGCCUGGCAUGAAGAAUGCUGUGAUCCAUGCACUUCAGACCUCCCAGGAUACUGUGCAGUGUCGGAAGGCCAGCUUUGAGCUCUACGGUGCUGACUUUGUGUUCGGGGAGGACUUCCAGCCCUGGCUGAUUGAAAUCAAUGCCAGCCCCACCAUGGCACCCUCCACGGCAGUCACCGCCCGGCUCUGUGCUGGUGUGCAAGCUGACACCCUGCGUGUCGUCAUUGACCGGCGGCUGGACCGCAACUGUGACACAGGAGCCUUUGAGGUCAUCUAUAAACAGCCUGCUGUGGAUGUGCCCCGAUACGUGGGCAUCCAGCUCCUGGUAGAGGGCUCCACCAUCAAGAAGCCCAUGGUGAUGUGUCAUCGGCGGAUGGGAGUCCGCCCAGCACUCCCCAUGCUGACCCAGCGAAGCUCUGGGGAAGGCAAGGACUCGGGGACCCCUACCCACAGGUCAGCUUCUAGGAAGGAUGCUGGGGCCAGGAACCUGGAGCACAGUGAGAAGCCAGACUCCACUGCCACCACUUCAGACCCCGGAAAGGGGAAGAAAGCCCCUCACCACCUCCCCAGCCUGCACACCAAGGCCCAGCUGCCUUCUCCCCAAGUACUCCGACACCAGGUCCUCAGACGACAGCACAGCAAGCUGGUGGGCACUAAGGCCCUGUCAAUCACAGGCAAGGCCUUGAGGACUCUACCCACGGCCAAGGUCUUCAUUUCCCUCACACCUAACCUUGAUUUCAAGGUGGCACCCAGCAUCCUGAAUCUAAGAAAGGCUCCUGCUCCCCUGUGCCUCCGAGGCCACCACCUGGAAGUACGUCAUUGCCUCUGUCCUUUGAAGUUGGAACAAUUCCUACCACCUAUAAGAAAGUCAAGGCCAAAGGCAAAUUCAAGGCCAGACUGUGACAAACCCAGAGCUGAGGACUGCCCUGUGAAGAGGCUGAGCCCCCUGAAACCUCUGUCCCUUGUUGGUACAUUCCAGAGGCGUGGGAGCCUGGGGGAUAUGAAGCUAGGGAAGCCCCUGCUUCGAUUCCCCACUGCCCUUGUCCUGGAUCAAACACGAAAUAAAAAGAAACAAGUGGAGUAUUUGGGGCUUGGCUGCAUUGCUCUUGGAGGGUCAAGAGUGGGUGGGGCAAGGCCCUGUACCCCAGGGUCCACAACAAGAGCCGGAGGCCAUCAGCAGCUCUGAGAUGCGAGGCCCAGAAUUCCCCACCGAGGGACAGAUGGGGCUUCCUAUUGAGGGACUCCUCCAGCAUCUCGGAUCUGGGGGUGGGGAACAUGAGGUUUCACUUCACAGAUGAAGAAACUGAGUCUGAAAGAGGAGGCAUGGCUUGCCCAAGAUCACAUGGCAGUGAGUAGAGGGCAGGGACACACUGCCAGAACUGCUGACCACUGGGAGCCCCGCAACUCUGGAGAAUAAGCCUAGCUGGCAAAAUGACACCUAGCGGGCAUAGGAAUGUUAAUGCCAUGAGAUGGGAAAGAGUGGACCUUGCCUAAACCUCAGCCCUUCUGUAGAGGGAGUGGGUCUAUCCCUUCCUCAGCAAGGGGUCAAGGUCACCUAAAAAGGAAAUAUCCACAAGCCACACCCACCUGAAGAAAAGUGUGGCACUGCCUAGUUGUGGGUUGAACUGUGGUCUCCCCAAAAGAGAUGUCUACCUGGACCCUGUGAAUGUGACCUUACGUAGAAAGAGUCUUUUUCUACAUAAUGGUGGCUCAUGCCUGUUACCCCAACACUUUGAGAGGCCAAGGCAGGAGGACUGCUUAAGCCCAUAAGUUUGAGACCACUCUGGGCAACAUGGUGAAACCGUUUCUACAGAAAACUAGCUGGGCGUGGUGGCACGCACCUGUAGUCCUGGCUACUCAGGAAGCCGGGAUGGGAGGAUUAUCUGAGCCCGUGAAGAUAAAAACUGGUGAGCCAUGAUCACGCCACUGCACUCUCAACCUGGGAGACAGAGUGAA
Messenger RNA from Saimiri boliviensis boliviensis (Bolivian squirrel monkey), 4045 nucleotides. RefSeq names its product tubulin tyrosine ligase like 3 (gene TTLL3). Gene Ontology annotation, cellular component: axoneme; microtubule cytoskeleton. The record is from RefSeq and is a predicted model, not a curated record. Lineage: Eukaryota; Metazoa; Chordata; Mammalia; Primates; Cebidae. Gene Ontology annotation, biological process: protein modification process; cilium assembly; cilium movement. Gene Ontology annotation, molecular function: protein-glycine ligase activity, initiating.